CAUCUCCUAUAAAGUUAUCAUUCAAAAUGGCAGCAGCAGAUAUCCCUGCACUAUUAGCUGAAGCAGAUAGUCAAUUGGCAAUUGAUGCUGGAGCAGCUACUGAUAACAUGGCUAUAGUAGACAGUACUGCUAUGGCUACAUCAGAUGCAAUGACUACUUGGUCGGAAACAGGAAUGAACCUCACUAUAGGGAAUACUGUCACGACUGGUAUUGCAGCAGAGGCUACUGCUUCCAUUGACAUUGCAGCCUUAAAUCCCCCUGAUUUUCCAGCCCGUGCUGCUAGUGUAGUUGGAGAACCUAUAGUAGUCUGGGGGAUUGAGCCUAUAGUUCCUGAAACAGCUGCAACAGCAAUUGAAGGAGAGGUCUCUUCUGUUUUCACAACAUCUAAGAAUGAAAUCCAGGCAGCAGAAUUGCAAGCAAAAUCAACCUGGACUGUUGGGUCUGCUUUUAAAAUGGCAGGAAAAGUUGCUUUAUACACAAUUGGGGCUGCAAUGGCUCUUGAUUGGAUUGGGAAAAAGCUUGUCAGCAUAAUCCAAGUGUCAAUUGAAGCAGCUAAUCCACCUCCUUGGGCUCAAAGCUUGACAGCAGCUCAGAAGAAAGAUCUCAAGGCUGUCACUAGUGCUGUACCCCGGCUCACUAUUCUGAUGCAAGGCUGGCAUGCACAAUGGAGCACAUACAGCAAAAGUUUUUCUAAUUCACUGGGGAAUAUCACUGUUAACGUUGGAGGGAGGACGACAUCAGUUCCAGUAUUGUACAUAAUCUACUAUGCAUUCUCUGAUAUGGAAGGAGCUUUGAACAAUGCAAAGAAUGCAAUUUCAAGUAGCACUGUCAACUUUGUUGACGUGAUGCAAGCAGUUGAUUACAUCUUCAUAUUUCUUGCUGAUGUCUAUUCCCUGUACAACCUCAAAAAGAAAUCGCAGCACCUCCAAGCUCAGGAUUUCCCUGCAGCCAAUGAUAAAGUUGAGAUUGACAAGAUCAUUCUUUCAUUUCCCAAUGGGUUGGCAAGGGUCAAGGCUGUUGGAGUUUCCUAUCUUCGCUUUGUUUCCACAAAUGCCAUAAAAACUUUCUUUCAAGUCCAGAUGAUCCACAACAUAUUCACUGAGAUACAAAACAUCGUCUUGCCACAGAUGAAGGCAGCAGCCAAGCACGCCUAUAUAGCUGCAGCUCAAGCACACAUGAAUAAAGAGAAAUCCGCCAUUCAAGCUUUGGCUUGGGUACCAGGUGCAGGAAUGACUCUUGCUAGACAAAAGCUGGCCAAAGAAAGAGGGAUUGCUGCUCAACUUGGAGCUCAAGCAGCUAAAACAGCUGCUCAAGCAAAGAUGCACGACUUGCUCCCACUGGUUAAGGAAAGUGCUGCAGCUAUCAUGAAAGGUUAUGCUAAAACUGAUCAGCAUCAACUGAAGAUGAUCGUGAACUUGGCCAUACAAGAUGCUACUGGUCAAAUAAAGGCAACAGCUAAAGACAUGAAGAAACCUGCUUAAGCUUCAUGAACAAUCCAAAAUUUAUAAACUGUAAAUAGUUAGUAGAGAGAAAUCAUAAACUGACAGAUGUAGUUUCUUUAAUAAUUAUUUAGUAUUGUUAUGUAGUUCAAGUUUAAAAAGAUGAUGAGAUUAU
Amphimedon queenslandica is the source of this 1614-nucleotide messenger RNA. RefSeq lists its product as uncharacterized. The transcript is spliced from 2 exons. The record is from RefSeq and is a predicted model, not a curated record. Lineage: Eukaryota; Metazoa; Porifera; Demospongiae; Haplosclerida; Niphatidae. The coding region runs from base 27 to 1481 and encodes 484 amino acids.